UUUGAUACUUCCGGUUGUACGCACAUUUUAAAGUUUCAAGUUUCAUUCUUUUAUCCUUAUUUUUCCAGCUGAAGAAGUAUUACAUUAAAAAUAAAAUGCAAGCUAAACAAUGAGAGGGAGAUUCCUUGAGUGAAGAGACAUGGCAGAUGUUAUGAAGCCUUUGCCAGAACCUACAAAUGGUGUGGACACUGUUACAAAUGCUGGAGACCAAGUUCAGUCUGUUGACGCUACAGAAGAAAGAGAGAAUGAAUUGACUGAUAAUGAUGAGGACACUAAAUCAAAUACUGAAGAUGUCAACAAUGACGGUGUAGGAAAUGUUGAACCUGAUACACCUGGCAAAGAUGAAACUGACGGAGAUGCAGUUGUAGGGAAAAAGCACAAUGAAGAUGAUUUAAACUCAGAAAAUGGAGAGAGUAGAAAGAAUGAAGAUGAUACAUCUUUUGAAGAUAAAGACAAAAUUUCAAAUGUAGAUGAAUCUGUCAAUGACAAGGAUAACACAACUUGUGAUGAAGACGUAACUGGGACAGAAACACAAACAGAAGAGGAGGAGGAAGAAGAGGAGGGGAUUGAAAUUAAUGAGAAUGACAUCGUCAAGGCAACUGAUGUCUUUGGAAAGGGAAAGCGUCAACAUGUGAAAAAAGUGGAUGGAGAAUAUACUGACGAUUUUGAAACUGCAGACUCGACUCCACAGAGACAAACAAAUAGAAAGGCUAGCAUGAUGACAGAGGAGCAAAGAGAACUUUUACUGAAACCAUUUAAAGAAGGCUGGAGGAGAGAAGUUGUGUUCCGGAGUACAUACACCCCUGUCACCAAGCACGGAGCAAUGAAGUCUAUUCCAGCCGAUGUAUAUUACCAUCCUCCAGAGGGAAGGAAAUUAAGAUCAAUGGUUGACAUAACUAAAUAUUUGGUUAUGACCAAUUCAGAUUUGACCAUAGACAAUUUUUCAUUUCUACGCAAACCGAUCUUGGAGCCUCCUUUUGAGGUUGUUCGAUCCUCAGGGUCAGUAGGUCGAGGGAAUUUUGGGUCACCAAAAACACCAAGACUGCACAGAGAGUCUAAGCCACAGGUUGUUAUAGAGCGGGAUGGAGAGGAAAAGGAACUCUCAGUUGGAGGGCCCAUUAGGAUUAGUCAGACUGGAUUUAUAAAGAGGAAAAGAGGAAGACCACCAAGUGGAAUUAACAAAAAUUUAAUGCCACGAACAGGAAUACCUCGUAAAAGGGGGAGACCACCCAGUACAAAGAGAGUAGAGAUUAUCAAAUUAUCCAGUGGGGAUUCGGAGAUUCCCAAAGUGGAGUCAACUGACUCGUCCUCUCCCAGUGAGCCCUCCCCCAAACGGUCCAAACCCACAGCAAGGAAGAGUACAACGCAAGGUGUACCAAAGCCAUUCAAGCCAGCUAAACAGCUAGAAAGUCCUGAAAGUUUGGAGGAACUGUGUAACUUGAAUUGCCCCGGGAGGAACUUGGUGCCCCCCUCUCUGCAGUGUCUUGUCUGUCUCUGUCUGUUCCAUCCAGAGUGUGUCAACACAGACCCAGAUAUCGAGGACUUUGUCUGUCUGAGGUGUGUUACGGGAUCUGCAGCUGUGCAAAAACCAAAGCCAAAGACACUCAAACUGAUCCCAAUAACAAUGCAGAACAUCAACGGUAAACCCAUCACAGCCAACAUUCCAGUGAUCAAAUCCAUUAACACUACCAGAUUAACCCCAGAAAUCCCUGUUUCCUCCAAUUCCGUAACCACUACAAAUACAGUCACAGUAAAGCAAGAGCCCAUGGAUACAGAAGAAUAUGGUCAAACAAAGGGGAAAAAUACUGUCAGUUCGACAACCAUGGGCACUCUGAAGAGUGUACUGGAUAAGCGAUCUGUUAUUGUGACCACUACCCCCAUGCCUGUAUUGCUGAAUUCUUUCAGUGGAUCACAAGCAAGCCUAGCCUUUAAUGGAAGUAGUCCUCAGAUAAACGUCUCUAGUAGUAAUACAGUAGUUUCUCCGAACCCUGCAGCAUUUACAGCAAUACCAAAUCUGCCCAUCUUUAAUCCAUUAAAUGCACCAAAUUUAUUAAGUCAAAUUCAGGUAUCUCCUAACAUUGUCAACCAGCCAACAGCUUUUUCAUCUACGAAAAUAAGUUAUUCCCUACCGAGCGUAUCUCCCGUCACUCAGCCCCCGCCCCCAAAACUGACUGCGGCUCCCACGCCCAAAUCUAGCCCUGGCCCCGGCGGCAUUGAAAUCACCCAGACAUCGAAGAAUGGCCAGUUAUUGACCCUACCUAGUGCUGUGGCAAAAAGACUGAAUCUCAAGCAGCCUUUGGCACUGAAAAUAAACAAUAUGCAAAUUACUGUUCCCCCUUCCUGUCUUCUAGUGACAGCCGAUGGACUUAAGGUGUUCUUGCCCCCUAAAACAUUUCCUGUUCAACUUGGGGAAACAGCAAAAUUGUGUGUUACAGUAACAAAUGACAAAUCAUCAUCUCCUAACACAAAGAUUAGUGUAAAUAUUGGUAGCUCUACUCCGAAAGAAAAAAAUGAUUCUCCAGAUUCUAAGAAAGGCCGUUCACAAAGGCAUUGGAAGGCGGGAAUCAACCCAGCUAACUGUCAAAUCAAAAAGUUAUAUGGGGGAUUUGACUGUAUGCUCUGCAUAUUUCAGUAUCUCAACAUGCAUGAUUUGGCAAGAGUAAGUUUGGUUUGUCCAACUUGGAGAGCUUUGGCAAAGAGCCCCAUGCUUUGGCAUGAGGUAAAACUCAGGAAUGUAAGAGUGGCGGACUGGAAAAAGGCUGUCAGGUUUCUCCUCCAAAGGGCCGUUCAUACUUUGAAUCUACGAGGCCUGGAACAUUAUGAGAGUCGGAAUCACACUUGGCACCAGUUUCUGUCUGUGGUUCCUCAGCUAACCUGUAUACAGAACAUUCACUUUGGCCUGGUUCCCGGCUCUGUUUUACAGCACGUCUGUGAGAAGAUGCCUCAUCUUGAAGUCUUCACAGCGGAGUGGAUCAGUGACUAUGAUGAUGACCAGAAAUGGGACCAUGUUACUAAACUUAAUAUAGGAAAGUUUAGCUCCUUGCCAAAUCUAACAGAACUAAAGCUUCGAGGAGUGGUUGGGUUAGCUUUGCCAUCAUUUACCCUAAGUGGAGGGCUUGAUGAUCUCUCCUCUUUGAAACAUCUGAGAAAGCUGUCUUUGACCACCUUGACCAAUGUUGAGGAGGCUGAGUUUGCUUUUCUAGAGAAGAUGGAGCAGCUGGAAUGCCUGGAGCUGGGAGAUUGUCCAAGAUGGACAUCCAAGACAUACUCUUUGUUAUCAAAUCUGAAGAAUUUGAGGAUCCUUCGGCUGGAGAAUGGUGGAGACAUAGAGAGUGAUGAGGGAUUAGGAGAGGCACUCAGCCAGAUCAAAAGUUUAGAGAGGCUAGAGCUGAUUAUGUUUGUGUUACCAGAGAAUGUCAAAGGACUGGACCACCUCAAAACCCUGGUGAUCUGGCCCAAUACUCAGAAAACCUCACCGAUACCAGGAAAGGUGAAUUCUAAUAUGAUGAAGGUCGUGUCAGGACUGAAACAGCUGGAGAAGUUAGAGUGGGGCAUUAUGAACAAUUCCAGUACUUCUAUUAUACUCGAUAAUGAAUCAUCAAACACAGAGUGGAUACCAUUCCUUCCAAACGUAGAGGAGACCAGUUCAGACAGCAGUUCUACGGCUGAGUACAUAUCUGUCAUCCAGUUCACAUCCAAUCUUACAAAAGCUCUCCCAAAUACAAGAAUCAAAGUAUACAACUCCAGUGUUAUUCAGCAAGAGUCAGAGAUUUAGUUCUCAAUGUACAUGUAUACCAUUGGGCUACAAUUUAACAUAACAACAUAACCGAUGAGAGGCAAGAAGAGCCCACCUGAGGUCUGUGACAGGGAGCUGAAGUCUGCUUUUUUGGGGGUGGGGGAUACAACAUGGAUAUUUGAGAUAUUCCAUUUCUCUUUAUUGUUUAAGAGUAUAAGAUGUGAUACCAUUCAUGGAUGUGAGAGUUUCGUUGAGAUUUAGUGCUAGGGGAAAUAUGAGUGAUUCAAUUAUAUGUUUUUGCACACAUGACAUUAAUUUACAGUCAGCAUUUUCUUUGAAAAUGGUAGGAUUGAAUUUCUAUUUUAAAAAAUAUUCACAUGAAUGUACAUUGCAAUUGAUUGUUCAUAGUUGUAAAAUUGUGUUUCCAUAAGAUUUACUUUGAAAUUUUUGCUGAAAUUGUAAUUUUAUUAACUUUGCUUCUGAUAGAUUUAAUGAAAAUCAAAUUAAAAUCAGUUACAUGUAUUACACUGUGAUGAAAAGAAAAAUGCUGUUUUGCCAUGCAGGUUUUGUUUCAUUUUCCCCCACAUGUUCAAAAGAUUCUCAACAUUUUUUUACAUAUAAAUCUGAAAUUAUAAGCAUGUUACUGGACAAAUGACAUGAACAAGCUACAAAUACUUAUUUAAGAUUUUUUUUAUCUUUGUUGAAAAAAAGUCUCCUUAAUAUAUAUAUUGUUUCAUAUUUUAUUGUACAUAUUUGCAUGCAUCAUGGUUAUAGUUUAA
Saccostrea cuccullata (small rock oyster) is the source of this 4515-nucleotide messenger RNA. RefSeq lists its product as uncharacterized. The coding region runs from base 140 to 3775 and encodes 1211 amino acids. The transcript has 17 exons. The record is from RefSeq and is a predicted model, not a curated record. NCBI's taxonomy places the organism in Eukaryota, Metazoa, Mollusca, Bivalvia, Ostreida, Ostreidae. Gene Ontology annotation, molecular function: DNA binding; protein binding.